AUGCUACGUCCGAGGACGUCGAAGCACACCGUCAGGCGGAUGAGAGAGCCAGCGAGGAUCGUCAAUGAAGAAAGUGGGCUGAAGGAAGACGAUGGUUAUGUUGCACCCGCUCAAUACACUGGGGCUGCCGUCGUUGGAAGGGAAAUCUCUGGUGCAGCUGCGAUGGUCAUCGCUGGAGCUGGUAUCUGGGGCAUUGCCCUCAUGUAA
Messenger RNA from Lithohypha guttulata, 207 nucleotides. RefSeq lists its product as uncharacterized. The record is from RefSeq and is a predicted model, not a curated record. The transcript has a single exon. The coding region runs from base 1 to 207 and encodes 68 amino acids. Lineage: Eukaryota; Fungi; Ascomycota; Eurotiomycetes; Chaetothyriales; Trichomeriaceae.